Aspergillus sclerotioniger CBS 115572 is the source of this 1970-nucleotide messenger RNA. Its product is annotated as chaperonin-containing T-complex alpha subunit TCP1. Lineage: Eukaryota; Fungi; Ascomycota; Eurotiomycetes; Eurotiales; Aspergillaceae. The transcript is spliced from 6 exons. The record is from RefSeq and is a predicted model, not a curated record. Gene Ontology annotation, cellular component: chaperonin-containing T-complex. The coding region runs from base 54 to 1754 and encodes 566 amino acids. Gene Ontology annotation, biological process: protein folding. Gene Ontology annotation, molecular function: ATP-dependent protein folding chaperone; ATP binding; ATP hydrolysis activity.
UGUCGGAGCUCGUCUUUCCCCCUUGCACCUCUUUUUCCGUCUGUUUCACGACCAUGGCAGGCAUCUUCGAGCAACCGCGGAAUGCGGACACCCUCUUCUUGGGGGGGCAGAAAAUCACCGGCGCUGAUGUGCGGGAGCAGAACGUCCUUGCUACGCAGGCGAUCGCCAAUGUGGUCAAGAGCUCUUUCGGCCCGUCCGGUCUGGACAAGAUGAUGGUGGAUGAUAUUGGUGAUGUCACGGUUACCAACGACGGUGCAACCAUUCUGAGCCUUCUCGAUAUCGAGCACCCCGCUGGAAAGAUCCUCGUGGAUCUGGCCCAACAACAGGAUAAGGAGGUUGGCGAUGGUACCACCUCCGUUGUUCUUAUUGCUGCCGAACUCCUCCGCCGUGCCAACGAGUUGAUGAAGAACCGCAUACACCCCACCACCAUCAUUAACGGUUACAGACUAGCUUUGAGGGAAGCCGUCAAGUACAUGAACGAGAACAUCACCACAAAGGUCGAGACACUUGGAAAGGACAGCUUGAUCAACAUCGCGAAGACCUCCAUGUCCAGCAAGAUUAUUGGCUCCGAUGCCGAUUUCUACGCUAACAUGGUCGUUGAUGGCAUGCUGCUGGUCAAGACCACCAACCAGAAGAACGAGGUUAAAUACCCGGUCAAGGCCGUGAACCUGUUGAAGGCCCACGGAAAGAGUGGUCGGGAGUCGGUCCUCGUCAACGGCUAUGCCCUCAACUGCACCGUGGCUUCUCAGGCCAUGAAGACCCGGAUAACCGAUGCGAAGAUUGCUUGUUUGGACAUGAACCUGCAGAAGGAGAGAAUGAAGCUUGGUGUUCAGAUCACAGUCGACGACCCCGACCAGCUGGAGAAGAUCCGUGAGAGGGAAUCUGGCAUUGUCCUCGAGCGGGUGGAGAUGAUCCUCAAGUCCGGUGCUAAUGUUAUCCUCACUACCAAGGGUAUCGAUGACAUGGUCCUCAAGACUUUCGUUGAGAAGGGAGCUAUGGCCGUCCGGCGCUGCAAGAAGGAGGACCUGAGACGCAUUGCUAAGGCUACUGGUGCCACCUUGGUCAGCUCACUCUCCGACCUCAACGGUGAUGAGAAGUUCGAGACUUCGUACCUGGGACACGCCGAGGAAGUCGUGCAGGAGCGGAUAUCCGACGAUGAGUGCAUCCUUGUCAAGGGCACCAAGGUCCACACCUCUGCCUCCAUCAUCCUCCGUGGCCCCAACGACUUCAGCUUGGAUGAGAUGGAGCGUUCCGUACACGACUCUCUGUGCGCCGUCAAGCGUACUCUGGAGAGUGGCAGCAUCGUGCCUGGUGGUGGUGCCGUCGAGACGGCUCUUCACAUCUACCUCGAAGAGUUCGCAGUCACAGUGGGCUCUCGCGAGCAACUCGCCAUCGGCGAAUUCGCCCAGUCUCUCCUGACCGUCCCCAAGACCUUGGCCGUGAACGCCGCCAAGGACUCCUCCGAGCUCGUUGCCCAGCUCCGUGUCCGGCACGCUCUCUCCCAGCGCGUCCAGGAAGGUGACGCCAACGAGGAAGAGAAGGCUAUCGCCAAGAAGAAGACGUACCGCAACUACGGUCUCGACCUGACGAAGGGCCGUGUCCAUGACGCCCUGAAGGCCGGUGUUUUGGAACCCAGCAUGGGCAAGAUCAAGCAGCUCAAGAGUGCCGUCGAAGCCUGCAUUGCCAUUAUGCGUAUUGAUACCAUGAUCAAGUUGGACCCCGAGGUGCAGCAGGAUGACGGACACGGUCACUAAGUCAGUCGCCUUCUUUCUCCUUCUUGUCUGAUGCUUGGUAAUGCUACGUACCUAUUCUGGUUUCCGCUCGGAGUUCUAGACUAUGGGUGAAGGCGAGAAAAAGUAUAAUAAGAUGUCAUGAGUACAAAUCUACCCUAGUAUUGAUGUACCUGGUUCUUAAUAUGUACCUGGGUCCUAAUCGGUCUUAAUUGCUGUUAAAUGUAGUGCUUGCUCGAC